AUGCCCCACACAUCAAAAAGAGAGGGCAUCUUCUAUGCUCAUCAGCUGCUGCAGGAAUAUGACAAUGAGUAUAGUGACAGCAGUGAUGAGGAGUGGCUGCCAGAGAACAAUAGAGACAUAGGAGAUGAGGAUGAUGAAGGAGAUGCAGACAGUAAGGAUACAGUGAGUCAGGAUGUUGAAAGUCAAGAUGACGAGGGCCUGGAUGAUGAAGGACAGGAAGCAGAGAGAGGUCAGCAUGUUGAGGGAGCUGAGGAAAAUGUCCGUAUGGUACCUACCCAGAGAAAUAUUUGCAAGGCACCUGCCUGCACUCAACCUCGCAAAUAUGUCUGGAAAGUCCAAGACAACAACUUUGAAGGAGACUUGCCACCUUUUCUAGGAGACAGGAAAGUGAAUGUUGAGGGAAGAGAACCAAUUGAUUUAUUUAGGCAUCUGUUUCCCUUAGAUCUCAUCGAUGAGAUAGUGCAUAACACCAACAUGUAUGCUCUGCAGAAAGGGAAAGAAAAUUUGGCAGUGACAAGCGAAGAAAUGCAAAUUUUUCUAGGGAUCAACAUGGUCAUGGGGUACAUUCGAUAUCCUAGGGCACGAAUGUACUGGUCCAGUGAGGAUGGCCUUCGUCUUGGAAUAAUUGCAGAUGCCAUGUCUGUAAACAGAUAUGAGCAAAUUCUGAGUCAUCUGCACUUUGUGGAUAACUAUACAUACCAGCCAGCAAACACAGAUAGGCUCUUCAAAAUAACACCAGUGCUAAGUACACUUCAGAAAACAUUCCUGGCGGCAGCAGACCCUGAAGAAUUCCAAUCAAUUGAUGAGCAAAUAAUUCCCUUCAAAGGCCAACUAUCAAUUAAGCAAUACAUACCAAAAAAGCCCAAACCCUGGGGAGUGAAAGUAUGGGUGAGGGCAGGGUCCUCAGGUUAUGUGUACAGAUUUGAAGUGUACCAGGGCUCAGCAAAUAGGGGUCACAGCAGUGGUUUGGGAAUGGCUGGAGAUGUAGUGAUGCGCCUUUGUGAUGACAUAAAGCACAAAAACCACAAGGUGUUUUUUGACAAUUUCUUCUGCAGCAUUCCACUCCUUGAGGCCUUGAAAGACAUGGGCAUCUAUGGCACAGGUACAUGCAGAGCAAACAGAGUGAAAGGAGCGAGUCAAAAACUCAAGAGUGAAAAACAACUGAAAGAAGAAGGCAGAGGGGCCUGCACAAACAGAAACAUCACUGUCACACGUUGGCUUGACAGCUCAGUCAUCCACAUGGCAUAG
Molecule: messenger RNA, 1248 nt
Organism: Trichomycterus rosablanca
Lineage: Eukaryota; Metazoa; Chordata; Actinopteri; Siluriformes; Trichomycteridae
Product: piggyBac transposable element-derived protein 2-like
Exons: 2
Coding region: 1-1248 (415 amino acids)
Source: RefSeq, a predicted model, not a curated record